Molecule: messenger RNA, 6446 nt
Organism: Passer domesticus (house sparrow)
Lineage: Eukaryota; Metazoa; Chordata; Aves; Passeriformes; Passeridae
Gene: WIZ
Product: WIZ zinc finger
Biological process (GO): regulation of transcription by RNA polymerase II
Cellular component (GO): nucleus
Molecular function (GO): DNA-binding transcription factor activity, RNA polymerase II-specific; RNA polymerase II cis-regulatory region sequence-specific DNA binding
Source: RefSeq, a predicted model, not a curated record
GGACAGGAGCCGGGACAGGAACCGGGACACGGGCCGGCUGCGGCAGCCCCGGGGAGGCUCCCGAGGGCGCCAUGGCCCCGGCGCGGCGGCGGCGGCGGAGCGGGCCCGGGGCGGGCGCGGGGCGGCGCUGAGCGGGAGCGGCGGAGAGGGCGCGGCCCCGGCGGCACGGCCCGGUGUUGCCGGCAGCCCCCGCAGUGCCGGCGCCGCGUUCUGCUGGGCGCGGCGCCGCGCUCCCGGCGCGGCAUGGAGGAGAGCGUCGCGCCCUUCCCGCAGCGCCCCACGGACGCCGCCCGCGGGCCCCUCCUGAUGCCCCCCGAGCCCGGCCCCGCGCCCGAGCCCGGCUGCCCGCGCCGCGCCGACCCCGAGCCCGCGGCGCCACCCGGCCCCGCGCCGCAGCAGCAGGAUGAGGAAGAGGAGGAGGAGGAGGAGGACGCGGCGUUCUACGGCGCCGAGGAGGAGCCGGCGGCCGCGCGCCGCGAGGGCCCCGAGCUGAGGGACGAGCCCGACUUCUUCUCCUCGCUGGCGCGGCACGAGCCCGACGUGGGCCUGGAAGCGCACGACGAGGCCGAUGAGCCCGACCCCGCCCUCUCUGGAGCCGUCCCGGCCGCGGCUCACCGGACACAGCUCGGGCCGGCGCCCGAGGAGCCGCCGGCGUUCCCGCGGGCGCUGUUCCGGCCGCUGGCCGUGGCCGCGGCCUGGGGCGCCGACCAAAGCACUUUAGAGCGCCGGCCCGGCGCCGGGGGCUCGCCGCGGCCGCCGUCCCCGGCCGAGGAGCGGCCGCGCCACGAACCAAAGCACGAGGGGCCCGGCGCCGCGCGGGGCCGCGGCGGCGUCCAGAGGCUGCGCUGGAUCUCCCGGAGCCCCAGCCCGGCCCUCCAGGAGCCGCCGGCAGCGCCGGACGCGGCACGCGGCGCGGCCCAGCGCAGAGCCAAAGCCAAAGCCGCGGAGGGCGGCCGGCGGAGCGCGCCGGCGGCCGAGCCGCAGCCGGCCGAGCCGGGCGCCGCGGCGCGCUGGGCGCCGGCCGAGCUGGAGGCGGUGGGCAAGCAGACGUGGACGGUGAACGCCGAGGACUCGGUGGAGCGGCUGCUGCCGGCGCCGGCCAAGGCGCGGCCGUACGCGUGCGGGGCGCUGCUGGAGGAGCCCCGCGGCGGCGCGGAGCGCGAGGAGAGCCCCAGCGUGUUCACCUGCAUCGAGUGCAGCAUCUACUUCCGCCGCAGGGAGCACCUGCUGGAGCACAUGCUGCAGCACAGCCGCGGCGCCGAGCGCGGCGACGCCGGCGACUCCGCGCCCGCCGGCCGCUGCCGCCUCUGCUGCGGCGAGUGCGGCUGGGCCUUCGCCGAGCCGGCGGCGCUGGAGCGGCACCGCAGGCUGCACCAGGAGUCGCGGGAGAAGAUCAUCGAGGAGAUCCAGAAGCUGGACGAGUUCGCGGACGAGGGCCGCGAGGCGCGGCUGCAGUGCCCCAAGUGCGUUUUCGGCACCAACUCCUCCAAGACCUUCGUGCAGCACGCCAAGAUGCACGUCAAGGAGAGGAAGGAGCACGCCUCCAGGAGCUCCGGCCUCUUCGGAGAGCUCCGCGACGGCGCCGGGCGCGGCCUCUGCAAACCCUUCCAGGCCGACGAGCUGCCGGCGGCGCCCGGCGCCUGCGCGCUCUGCGGCUUCCCGGCGCCCAACGAGCUCAUCCUCAAGGAGCACCUGAGGUUCGCCCACUCGCACCUCUCCUGGCAGCCCGAGCCCUUCGAGGACGACCCCAACCAGCCCGGCACCAGCCGCGGCGCCUACAGCCCCGCCCGGCCCGGCCGCCUCGCCGACGCCGAGGCGCUCGGCAGGAGCGACAGGAGCUUCCCGGAGCGGCUCUUGCCGCCGCCGUGCCGCGAGGGUCCCUCCCUGUACGAGCCCGCCUUCGGCUCGGGCCACGCCAGGCUGGACAAGGGCGACGGGGCGGCCGGCAAGGAGCUGCUGCCGGGCCUCCAGCACGCCAGGAAGGCGGCGCCGCACUGCCAGCAGAGCGCGGCGCUGGCCGCGCUCCCCGCGCCCGGAGCCUGCUCGCACCCGGCCCUGCAGCAGCUGAGGAAGAGGGCGGCCGCCCCGCAGCCGGACGGGGACGGCGCGGAGCCGCGGCACCGCCGGGCGCCGGCCGAGGAGGAGCCGGAGCCGGCGCGCGGCAGGGCCGCCGCCGUCGGUGCCAUCCCUCGUGCCGCGCUGGAGCUCAAGAGAACCUUCCGGGCCGCGCUGAGGGCCGCGGACCCGGCGGCGGCGUCGUCGGAGCAGCGGCAGCAGCUGCGGAUGGCGGUGCCCGUGGUGGUCCUGGAGGAGAUGGGCGCCCGCCCCGGCACGCGGCCGCGGGGGAAGCCCCUCAAGAGGAAGCCGGCGGCGCCGCGCGAGCUGCUGCUGGAGGAGGAGCCCCUUCCCCUGGACGUGCUGCUGCUGGACGCGCCCCUGGAGGGGCCCCUGGGGCUGGAGGAGCUGCUGGGCGCCGAGGCCACCAUGCUGAAGAACGAGGAGAGGAAGUGCCCCUACUGCCCCGACCGCUUCCACAACGGCAUCGGCCUGGCCAACCACGUGCGCGGCCACCUGAACCGCGUCGGCGUCAGCUACAACGUGCGGCACUUCAUCUCGGCCGAGGAGGUCAAGGCCAUCGAGCAGAAGUUCUCCUUCCAGAAGAAGAAGAAAAAAGUGGCCAACUUCGACCCGGGCACGUUCAGCCUGAUGCGCUGCGAGUUCUGCGGCGCGGGUUUCGACACGCGGGCGGGGCUCUCGAGCCACGCCCGCGCCCACCUGCGCGACUUCGGCAUCACCAACUGGGAGCUCACCGUGUCCCCCAUCCACAUCCUCAAGGAGCUGCUGGCCACCGCCCCCGAGCACCCGGCGCUGCUGCGCGCCAUGGGGCCCUCGCCGGGCCGCGACCCGCACCGCGACCCGCACCGCCAGGAUCCCCACCAGGAUCCCCACCAGGAUCUCCACCAGGAUCUCCACCAAGAUUUCCACCAAGAUUUCCACCGGGAUCUCCAUCAAGACCUCCAUCAGGAUUUCCAUCAAGAUUUCCAUCAGGAUCUCCACCAAGAUUUCCACCAAGAUUUCCAUCAAGAUUUCCACCAAGAUUUCCACCAGGAUCUCCACCGGGAUCUGCCGAAACCGGCGCCGUUCGCGCCGCCCUGGGGGGACGAGGUCCUGCAGCCCUACAGGGACGUGCUGGCUCCUGACGAGGACGACUUGGUGGCCAUGGAGGUGACGUCCCCUCCCCCCAUCCCCAAAAAAUCCGGGAGCUCGGCGCUGGAGCCGCCCCCGCCCCGCCUCGGGACCAAGCUGAGCCCGGAGCCCCCCGGCAGCAAGGCCGAGCCCCAGGACUCCAAAGCCCCCAGCCUGACCACGUGCGAGGUGUGCGGCGCCUGCUUCGAGACGCGCAAGGGGCUCUCGAGCCACGCGCGCUCCCACCUGCGCCAGCUCGGCGUGGCCGAGUCCGAGAGCUCGGGGGCUCCCAUCGACCUCCUGUACGAGCUGGUGCGCCACAAGCCCAAGGCCGAGGGCCCCGCGCUGGCCAAGAAGUCGGCGGGCUCGCCCAAGGAGCCGGGCGCGCCGCGGCCGCCGCUGCUGCUGCUGCCCAAGCCCGAGGGCUCCGUCAACAAGGCCAUCAAGUCCCCGCCGGGCUUCGCCAAGGCCCUGGGCCGGCCGGGCUCGCCGGGGCUGCGCAAGGCGCCGGCGCCGCUGCCCGGCUCGCCCAAGGCGGCCGAGGAGAAGGGAGCCAAGCUGGCGCUCAGCCCGCUGCCCGCCGAGGCCAAGUGGGCGCCCGACGAGGACGGGCCGCUCAACCUCACCUCGGGCUCGGAGCCGUGCCGCGACAUCCGCUGCGAGUUCUGCGGGGAGUUCUUUGAGAACCGCAAGGGGCUCUCGAGCCACGCGCGCUCGCACCUGCGCCAGAUGGGGGUGACCGAGUGGUACGUGAACGGCUCCCCCAUCGACACCCUGCGGGAAAUCCUCACCCGCCGCCGCUCGGGCCACCCCAAGCCCCUGGCCAAGAGCCUGCUGGGCGGGCUGGCCCCGCUGGAGCCGCCGCGGGCGCCGCCGGAGCUGCACCUGCCCGGGCUGGGCAAGAAGGUGCCGGCGCCGCUGAGCCCCCCCGGGGCCGGCCCCGGCGCCGCCUCGCCGCCGCCCACGGCCAGGAAGAUGUUCCCGGGGCUCGCGGCGCCCUCGCUGCAGAAGAAGCUCAAGCAGGACCAGCUCAGGGUGGAGAUCAAGCGGGAGCUGAUGGCCGGGGGAGGAGGAGCCGGGAUCCAUCCCGGGGAGGCGCCGGCGCCGCCGGACCCGGCCUGGGCUGCGCACGAGGAGAUGGCGCCGCUCAACCUCUCCUCUCGAGCAGACCCGGUGCGCGACAUCCGCUGCGAGUUCUGCGGGGAGUUCUUUGAGAACCGCAAGGGGCUCUCGAGCCACGCGCGCUCGCACCUGCGCCAGAUGGGGGUGACCGAGUGGUCGGUGAACGGCUCCCCCAUCGACACGCUGCGCGAGAUCCUCAGGAAGAAAUCCAAGCCCUGCCUCAUCAAGAAGGAGCCGCCGCUGCCGCCGGGGCUGGAGCCGGGCGCGGGGCUGGGCGAGGACGGCGCGGAGCCCAAGGCGCCGCCGGGGCCGGCUCCGGGCAAGGCGCUGCCCCCGGGGCUGGCCCUGGGCAAGCCGGGCUCGGGGCUGGCCCUGGCGCCGCUGGGCUCCAAGAGCGCGCCCGGAGCCUUCCUGGCCGCCAAGAGGCCGCUGGGCGACGAGAGGCUGGGCGGGCACGGCGAGGCCAAGCACAAAGCCUUCGAGCUGGGCUUCAAGGCCAAGGCCCUGCACGACAAGGCCUGUGAGUGCCCAGGGGAUUCAUCAGCAGAGGCGUGCUGCGAGCUGUGCGGGCUGUACUUUGAGAACAGGAAGGCGCUGGCCAGCCACGCCCGGGCGCACCUGCGGCAGUUCGGCGUCACCGAGUGGUGCGUGAACGGCUCCCCCAUCGAGACGCUGCGCGAGUGGAUCCGGCACCGGCCGCACAAGGCGGGCGCCUACCGCAGCUACAUCCAGGGCGGGCGCCCCUUCUCCAAGAAGUUCCGGAGCUCGGCGCACCCGCGGGAGCCGCGCGGCGCCCUGGCCGUGCCCUUCCUGCCCAAGGGCGGGCUGGCGGCCGAGGCGGCGCUGGGCGACUGCGGCAAGGGCCCCGAGGGCGCGGCCGACCGGGGCCUGGGCUCGCCCCUGGGGCUGGUCAAGGUGGAGGAGCAGAGGGGCAACUUCAGCAAGUUCGAGCGGCGCCAGGCGCGGCCCCUGGAGCCGCCGCUGCCCCGCGACGCCGAGCCCGGCGCCGACUUCGCGCGGAAGCUGCCGGAGCCGCGGCCGCCGCCGCGCGUGCGCCCGGUGCCCGCGCUGGUGCCGCGCCCGCCGCAGACCUCGCUGGUCAAGUUCGUGGGCAACAUCUACACCCUCAAGUGCAGGUUCUGCGAGCUGGAGUUCCAGGGCCCGCUGUCCAUCCAGGAGGAGUGGGUGCGGCACCUGCAGCGCCACAUCCUGGACAUGAAUUUUUCCAAGGCGGAUCCGUGCCGGAGCGAGGCCCCCCCGGAGCCGCCCGCCCUGGCCCGAGGCUCCCUGAGAUUUCCCAAAUCCUGGGAAAUUAAAAAAAAAAAACCAACAACAAAAACCCAACCGUUCCAACCCCCCGGGGCCGCGGGGGCUCCGGGAGCGGCGCCGGCCCGGCUGGGACAGCCACAAGCACUACAGGAGCUGGGAAAACCGGGAAAAACCGGGAAAAACCCCGGGAAAAACAAACCCCCCGGGAAAAAAAACCAACCCCCGGGAGCGGGGGCUGGCCCCGGGAAUUCCUCCCUCCCCUCCCGGGACAGAACACAAAUCCCUUUUGGAUCCCAAAGAACCGGCGGCGCGCCGCCCGGGGGAGGGAAUUCCCGGCGCUUCCCGUGGAACGCUGUGGAUUUUGUACAUUUGGACCCUGGCAGAGUUGUAAAUUCCUCUUUUUCCUCCCCAUUUUUAUUUCAGUGGCCCCGUAGAUGUGGGAUUCCCUCAGUUCCGGGGUUGCAUGUUCCCAAAAUUCCCACUUUUCCGAGGAAAUCCCGCGGGAAUGCCCAAAACACUCCGGGAGGAUUCGGCUCCGUUUUUUCCCCCCAAAUUCCCGUUUUUUUUCCUCCUUGGUUUUAUUCCCGUUUUUUCCCCCCUCAUCCCGACUUUUUUAAACUCUAGAUUUGUGUAGAAAGCAAAGGAAAAAAAAAAAAAAGAUCCCUUUUUAUUUGGGAAUCCCGAAACUUCCGGAUUUCGGAAGGAAUUUUAACGGAGAAAUAUUGGGGUUUUUUUUCCUGGUUUUGGGUUUUUUUUUCCUUUUUUUUGUUUUUUUUUUUUUUUUUAUUUCCACGUUUUUCGGGACGUUUUUCUGGCGAUUCCUGUACCCGGGACUGGGGGACGAUGAAUUAAAUUCUUCUGGAGAUGAA